CGUCGACCACGGGUUCUCUUCAUCUCCUCCAUGCCUCUUGUGCAAUUUCGAUUAUGGACGUCUUCAUCGUGCAUGCUUAACAGACCGAUCUCCUUGCCUCCCCAUCCCUUGGGUAAGCAGGAGCAGAAUGCCAAUGUGGCGAGGAAUCCCAGCGUAUCAGGCACACAGAGAAUCUCUGACCGUUCACAAGGACAGGAACCAAGCUUGUGGCUGCUUUCACGGAGAGGGCCCGAUGGAUUGGGUUCAUGCAGGGUGGCUAUAGCAAGCCCUCACAGAUGCAAGGAUCCCACCAUCGUGGUUGUAUGCUCGGUCAGCGCAGCACCUGGAGAUGGCGGCGACAGUGAAGAAGUGGAAUCAACAGCGAGCAGCCGCUCGCAGGCGCAGAACGGUCUUCCUUGCGCGGAAGAGUUGUCGGCAACAGGUACGCAGACGCUAUCCUCGGCAGAACGUUCGGCAAACGAUAAGAAUCGGGAGGGCGGACAAGCUUGUACGAGGGGUGCGACGUCGUCAGCACACGGCUUCGACAAGGGCACAGAUCAGGCGGAGCUGCAGGAUAUCCGGGGGAAGGAAGAGCCGAGCCUGUCUGGAAAGAACUCGUGGAGCGCGUGGUGUUCUGAAAGAGCCACAGAUGAAGUCGAAGAAGACGGAGAUGGCGAGCUUCUCUCAGCUCAAUUGGCGGAGGCCAAUUUGCUGGAAGCUUGCGACAAAAAUGCAGGUUGUAGAGGCGUUGAGGCAAAGCAGCACACCACAGCGAUUUGUGCUGCCAAAGAAGAGCACCCCCCGCCCCCAAUAUGUCAAUCUGACCUCGCUUCGAUUCUUAUCGCAGGGUCGAGUCUGCAACUCCGCGGGCGAAGAAAGAUAUCACAGCCGCUCAUUGACAGCGCUGGAAAUGUUCUGGCCUUCAAUGGCGAGAUCUUUGGCGGGCUGAAGAUGGAAUCGUCCGGGAAUGAUGCUGAGGCCUUGCUUGAUGCCUUGGGACAAUGCUGCAGCUCCUGCAAUAGGCAUUCCUGCACAUCGCGCGGCACUGUCGGCAACGUGGAUUACGACUCGGCUGGCAGUUGUGUGGAUGCAGCGAAAGGCUGUCUGACCGUCCCGAAGGUUAUGUCGAGGCUAAGAGGCCCAUGGGCGUUUGUUUACUGGCAAAACAGUGCAAGCACACUGUGGUAUGGCCGGGACGCUGUGGGCAGGAGGAGCCUUGUCGCCCAUUUCCCUGACAGGUUUGAUGCGAGACUGAUGGUUGCAUCUGUGAUAUUAGAGUCAACUCCUUCAUCAGGAGCGGCAGGAAAUAACAGCGUAGAGCAACAACAUCACCAAGCAGACUCCCAGAAGACGCAAGCCCAAGGAAGAGCGGAGGGGAAAGCUCUUAAUCAUGAGGGGUGUGGUUGUGGGCCUUGUGGCGGCACAAACUUGAACUACGAGUCCUCGUCUUGUUGCUCAGAUCCAAGCAUUGGUGCUCUAGGUGCUGAUGGCAGGCCCGCAGAGAGACAGGUUGUCGAUGAUGUUGGAAGCUGCUCUCUGGAGCGGCAAAGACGUGAAAUAGGAAGCAACAAGGGUUUGGAAUCGGACAAGAACAGGCUGCGGGACACACCUGGAAGGCCUUUCGGGUGUCGUCUUGCAAACGGCGAAGAUGAGGCCAGCGGGCAGGAAGGAGAAAGCAGAUCUGCACAAAGUAAAUGUUGCGGUCUCCAUUUUUCUGGCAGCAGUGCGCGUUCGGUUGGCGACAGAGGUGAUACGAAUGUGUGUCUCUCCUCUUUUGUAAUGGGAAAUAGCAAAGGUGCAGAACUGGCAGGAGUCGGCUGUCGCAUGUGCAGCGAGCAUCGGCAGUGUUUGUGUGGACAGCAGGCAAAAGCGCUCGUGUCAUCUCGAGACCACAGUCGCGGAGAUGUAUUAGCAGGAGCAAAGGCGGGUGUGGCUGCCGUGCACCAGUCUGCCUUUGAAAUGCCAGCGCAAUCUGACAGUGUGUCGCAUAGAAGGUCUGCAACGGCUGUGACUGCCGCAGAUGGCGCUGAGAAAGACAAGGAUGGUAAGGUGGCAAGAACAGCAAACAGUGCUUGUGGACCGGAGGCCUUGGUUGCAUCUUCACAAGUGGAUGUCGGCUUAGUAGCAGGCCGCGCAGAGAAAAAGGGGAGUUCCAGAAGGAUGAAGGGGAGGAAGAAGCAGCAAGAGAGAAGGGAGAGCAUGGAGGGGAGUCGCAUUGGGAAGGCCUGCGUCAAUGACUGUGCGAAUGAUGAUGAUCUUCAGAUUUAUCACCACCAAGCAGCACAGCUGUGGGGACCACUUCAUACCUGGGUAGAUGUGCCAUGUGGCAUCUUCAGCGUCGUGUUACCUCCCCAGGAGCUCCCUGCUCACAGCUCGCGCCCUAGUGAUAAUUAUGACAUGGAAAAUACAGGGAGAGGGAGGCAACGUUCACCCUCCGACGACUCUAAUGCUGGUGCUGGGAUGGUUGGCCUGUGGCGGAAGCACAAAUGGGAGGAUGAUUGCCUCAGAGCAAUCAGUGAGUGGAAUAGAGGAGCCGCCGCAGCCGUUGUGCAAGGAACGGCAGGUACUUCUUCUGAGAGUGUGUUGACAUCAAUAGGCUUUUGCAAGCAUUGCCUGGUGCACCCGGCCCCUUCUAACUCUGUGGAAGCAGCAAUGUCGAGGACAACAGAAUUUUGCCGCCAGGCAGCCGCAGGGCCUUCCUGUGCAUCGCCUAAUCAAGAUAGGCAUCAUUGUUGUGUGGCCACGAGGAUGGUUCCAUCUCCUGAUUAUUUUGAUGCUGCUGUGCAGAGGGUUAUGGUUUCCCUGGAGGAGUCCAUUCGCCGCCGAGUUUUGGAUAUCCGAGAGUGCCGCCAGCCUGGAGGAUACCUGUUGGGACUAACAACUCCGAGGGAGAGAGAAGACGGACAUGGAAGCGUCGAUCUGGUCACAGCGUCUCCCGUAGCCAUUCUGUUUUCCGGGGGUGUUGACUCGAUGAUUAUUGCGGGCCUCGCCGGUAAACACGUGCCACAUGAUCGGCCUAUUGACCUUAUCAAUGUUUGCUUUGAUGGGGGUUGCUCGCCGGACAGGCAGACAGCUAUUGCAGGGUUAGCAGAACUGCGGCGAAUUUUGCCCUCCAGACAUUGGCGCCUGAUAAAAGUGGAUUCAACUUUGGAUGAGGUCGACAGGAAGCGGGAACACAUUCUCUCCCUUCUCCAUCCCUCCAACACCUACAUGGAUUUGAACAUAGGCGCUGUGCUAUGGCUGGCAGCAAAGGGUGAAGGCUGGGUUCAUUUUGAUGACGACAACAACCAGGCAACUGCGGAAGUAGGUGGCAGAGCAGGAGAUUCCAGCAAAGCGGCUCCAGUCCAUGGCCGCACGACCAGCCGGGAUCAGGUCGAUGCAGUCGAUGAGGCUGUACCAACGGUUCAAACUGGCAGCUUCACUGGCUUCAUGGGGGAGAAAGGCACCAAUCAGGAAUUGGCCGUCAGACAGCGCCCCAACAAUGGUGAAGGAGAUGUGCGACAAAACACUGGCGAUGGCGUGGCUGCCGAGAAGAAGAGUGUCUGUAUUCCUUUCGGGCAGUCAGGUCGGGAAGCCUCUAGCAAAGCUCCUCAUGAAGAGAGGAGAGGAGCGGCCGUGAGGAACGCUGCCAAUGGGAGACCGUGGUACCGGUCGCAGGCACGCGUUCUAUUGAUUGGUUCUGGUGCAGAUGAACAAUGUGCAGGGUAUGGACGACAUCGUACGAAGUUUCGCGAAGGAGGAUGGGAAGCACUGGAGGCGGAGAUGCGUCUGGAUGUGCACAGGCUCUGGCAACGGAAUCUGGGACGUGAUGACCGCUGCACCGCAGAUCAUGGGCGCGAGGCGCGCUUUCCCUUUUUGGAUGAAGAUGUCAUGCUGACCCUUCUGGCAGUUCCGCUCUGGGCCAUAGCCGAUCUUACCAAACCAAUGGGCAGGGGGGAGAAAUUAAUUUUGCGAGAAGUUGCCCGCCGUCUCGGGCUCGCUGGUGCCGCUGCACUUCCGAAACGUGCCAUCCAAUUUGGAUGCCGCAUCGCCAAAGCUUCUAAUGUGAGGGACUUUGGCAGCAACAGAGCUGCAAACUUGUCAUCAGCAGGGGGCUUAGCUUUACAAGGGGGGGGUGGUUACAGGGUGAGGUCACAACCAUCCCCUGUAAAGAGCAAGAGCAGUCAGGGGGGUGGUGGUUACAGGGGGGGGGGGGGGGUCACAACCAACCCCUGUAAAGAGCAAGAGCAGUCGCUGAUUCAUAAAUAAAUUGAUAAUAUUACAGUGGGGUCAGGACCACCACCUGUUAGUGAAUUUAGCUUUAUAGGUGGGGUCACAACCACCCCCUGUAAAGAGUACGAGCAUCGGUCAUUGGUUGAGACUACAGGUGGGGUCCCCAGUUCUCACCACCACCACCUGUAAAGAGCAAGAGCAGUCGAUGCCAAUUUAUUCAUCAUUGAUUGAUAUAAUCAUAUGUGAGAUUCAACAAGAAGUCGAGGCACGCUGCGGGAGGGAGAUGAGAUGAGAUCCACACACGUGAUUGUGUGUGUUUGUCUUUGCAAUUUUUCCUGUUUGUGACACGGAAGGGAGGUCCGAAAAAUGAAUUGAAAUGAGUGUG
This is a messenger RNA of Chara braunii, 4576 nucleotides long. NCBI's taxonomy places the organism in Eukaryota, Viridiplantae, Streptophyta, Charophyceae, Charales, Characeae. The record is from the annotation of a GenBank genome assembly.